Annulohypoxylon maeteangense is the source of this 3625-nucleotide messenger RNA. RefSeq lists its product as uncharacterized. Gene Ontology annotation, cellular component: membrane. The record is from RefSeq and is a predicted model, not a curated record. Gene Ontology annotation, molecular function: ABC-type transporter activity; ATP binding; ATP hydrolysis activity. The coding region runs from base 177 to 3422 and encodes 1081 amino acids. NCBI's taxonomy places the organism in Eukaryota, Fungi, Ascomycota, Sordariomycetes, Xylariales, Hypoxylaceae. The transcript is spliced from 4 exons.
CAACCCGGGGCAACCUACCCGCUUUCAUCUUGGAGCUCUGUCUUUCCGUGUUUCGUGUUUCGUGGGGCUUACAGUCUAAUGUGCCAGCCUAUCGCUGACUCCCGUCUUCCCCUUCUUAAACAUACCUAGCUUGAGCUUUGGGUUGAGUGAUCGCAAGCAUCGAUAACUCUCCUUUUAUGGCAUCAUUCAUCAUGUCGCCGUCGGGGUUUCGACGCGCGGCCCUCGGUGCGCUGUCGCUGUCGCUAUCAUGUCUUGUCGUCGCUCAAAAUAACUAUACCCAAAUAGAUAUGAUGCGGGCGCAGUUGGCUCUCCUCGACGGUCGGCCAAGUGAUUGUCCACCAUGCUUUAACUGUCUUCUUCCAGCCUACGAGUGUGGUCAAUAUUCCGAAUGCAACGAAUACAACGGGAAAUGCGAAUGCCCUGCAGGUUUUGGGGGUGACGAUUGUUUCGAACCGACUUGCGGUUCGCUCGCUCGAGGUAAAGAUCGACCGAUAAGAUCAGGUGAUACUUGUGAAUGUGACGAAGGUUGGACUGGAAUCAACUGUAACGUCUGCACUCAGAAUAACGCUUGUGAUGCUCUUAUGGAAACCGGCAGUGGUGGUGUCUGUUACCAGAAUGGCGAGGUUGUACAGACUAACCAUCAGAUGUGCGGCGUUACGAACGAAAAGAUCCUUACUAUGCUCGAUGGCAAGAUUCCUGAGGCCACCUUCACUUGCGAGAAAGAAAAGGGCAUCUGUGACUUCCAAUUUUGGAUUGACAGACUCGAAUCCUUCUAUUGCCACCUCGAAAGCUGUGAAUCUAGCGCAGACUUUACCUCGGACCAGAACAGUACCUAUUACAAGUGCCCCGAUGUUAAGUGUAACUGUAUCAAGGAUCGUAUGUUAUGUGGAGCUGAAGGUUCUAUCGACUUGACGGAUUUUCUUCACGAAGAGGUUCACGGGCCUGCCACCUUCAGCUGCCUACAAGAGAAUGGCGGUAUCAAUAAUUGCAAAUUUAAGGAGCCGUCGUUAGACUGGAUGGUGGGUAAUUUCUUCGGCGAUGAGAGUAUCGAGUUGGAUUGUCGAUCUGGCGAAUGUCUUUACCACACGCAGGUCCCCGGCUACGAACGUCCUAUUAAGAAGAUCAACACGCCUUUGAUUGCGGGUGUCAUUGCGGGAUGCUCCUUAUUCCUUGUCGCUGUCGUCUUGCUUAUCUGGUAUCUUUCUCACCGACAGUACCGAUACGGACCUAUCGCCCUCGAUGACUCCGAUGACGAAGCUAUCAAGUUGAUGACCGACCAUAAGCCGGCGACUUUACACUUUGAAAAUGUUUCUUAUGGCCUCAAUGGGAAGGUUAUUCUCAACGAUAUUAGGGGAAUUGCGCAUCCCGGGGAGAUUACGGCCAUCAUGGGUGCCUCGGGUGCGGGAAAGACGAGCUUUUUGGAUAUCUUGGCCCGCAAGAACAAGCGCGGCCAGACGUCUGGAGACUUCUAUGUUAAUGGAGAAAAAGUCACUGAUACCGAGUUCAAGAGCGUGGUAGGCUUUGUUGACCAAGAGGAUACCAUGCUUCCAACCCUGACUGUUCACGAAACGAUCUUAACGAGCGCUCUCCUUCGUCUUCCCCGUGGAAUGGGUCGCGCAGCUAAGGAACAGAGGGUUUAUGAAGUUGAGAAGCAACUCGGUAUCUAUCAUAUCCGCGACUCCCUGAUCGGAUCUGAGGAAGGCAAAGGCAGAGGUAUCUCCGGUGGUGAAAAGCGGCGUGUCGGUAUUGCUUGCGAGCUUGUUACUAGCCCCUCGAUUCUGUUCCUCGACGAACCAACCAGUGGUCUGGAUGCUUUCAACGCGUUUAAUGUCAUCGAGUGUCUUGUGACUCUAGCAAAGACAUACAAACGAACCGUCAUCUUCACCAUCCACCAGCCGCGCUCUAACAUCGUCGCCUUGUUUGAUCGCUUAAUCCUUCUUGCUCAGGGAAAGACGGUAUACUCCGGACCCUUCUCUCAGUGCCAAGACUAUUUCGACCACAUUGGGUAUUCUUGUCCUCCAGGCUUCAAUAUCGCGGACUACCUCGUUGAUCUUACGAUGCAUGCCGGCUCCUCUAGUGCAUUCGAUGAUGGGUCUAUUGUGAAUGAUGUAGCGAGCGUUGGUCCUAGUAGCAUUACCGCUGUUAAGUCCAUUGCACUUGCGUCUGGUGCUACUAGCAUCGCUGAGGAUAGUUCGGAGCCAUCGUCAAGUCGGCCCCAGAAUAAGCGCAAGGACUCGGUUAAGGCAAGGCAAGAACGCGAGCUCUUCACGAGGCGGAAGAAUACUAUCGACACUGCUGCAUCUUCUGACGUCGACGAGGAUAUUGGAUCGUAUAAGUUACGGAAACAACCCGCCGGCCUCACUUUGCCACAAGUUGUCGUCGAGGACGUCCAUGAUCUUCCACCAUCUGCGGCAACUAAUCUCGAUAGCCUUGUCCACUCAUAUGCCGAGUCUCACAUUGCGGGUAACAUUCACGACGAAAUCGAACAUGCGGUAACUACUGCUCGGGUUGCUAACGGCCAUAACGGGAACGGAACUAAUGGCGUACAUGCUAACGGUAGCGCAAUUGGUCGCGGCUACGCUCGUGUCGGUUAUUUGACACAGUUUAUCAUCCUCUCACAGAGAACGUGGAGGAACCUUUACCGCAACCCGCUUUUAAUGUUAACUCACUAUGCCAUUGCGAUAGUCCUUGCUGUUCUCUCGGGAUAUCUCUUCUACGGCCUCACUGAUGAUAUUCCCGGAUUCCAAAACCGACUCGGCCUGUUCUUUUUUCUCUUGGCUCUAUUCGGCUUCAGCACAUUGACCAGUUUGAAUGUCUUCGCUUCCGAACGCCUUCUGUUUGUCAGGGAGCGAGCAAAUGGAUACUACUCGCCUAUCACGUAUUUCCUCGCAAAGGUCCUUUUCGAUAUUAUUCCUCUUCGAAUAAUUCCUCCGAUUCUGAUGGGAGCGAUCGUAUACCCCAUGACAGGCCUUAUACCGGAUGCCCCGCAUUUCUUCACGUUUAUACUCGUGCUUGUCUUAUUUAAUAUGGCUGCCGCCGCGAUCUGCUUAUUCAUAGGCAUUGUCUGCAAAGACAGCGGCGUAGCGAACCUGAUAGGAAGCUUGGUCAUGCUUUUCUCUCUGUUGUUUGCCGGUUUACUUCUUAAUCACGACGCGAUUCCCGAUGCUGCUCUCUGGCUCCAGUCCUUGUCCAUCUUCCACUACGGCUUUGAAGCUCUCAUUGUUAAUGAGGUUAUCAAGCUUACUCUUGUAGAUAAAAAGUAUGGGCUCGAUAUUACGGUCCCUGGAGCGGCGAUCUUGAGCUCGUUUGGUUUCAACAACAGCGCGAAAUGGAUGGAUGUGGCCAACUUAGGUAUUUUCGCCGCAGUCUUUGUGGUGUUAGCCUACGGCGCUAUGCAUUUCUUGCUCGUGGAGAAGCGAUAAAAUAUGAUCAGGAUGGACCGAGGAAUGUGUAGAAUACAUUGGAACCCAUUGGAGCAUUUGAUGCACCGUUGCAUUUCAACCUAUCUGUUUGCAUAGCUCGGUUAGUACUUGAGCUGGAUUGCUCAAGGGCAUAUGGGAUACUUGGGGCGUUCGAAGGUUAGGCAUGUUCGUUAAAGUCGUCAACCAUUUUAUACUACAAUAUG